Rotaria socialis is the source of this 411-nucleotide messenger RNA. Lineage: Eukaryota; Metazoa; Rotifera; Eurotatoria; Philodinida; Philodinidae. The record is from the annotation of a GenBank genome assembly.
AUGACACAAGACGAUCUAGGAGAUCUCACUUUCGGUAAUAGAUCUUCAUUUAAUUUCUCUCAACUAUCUAUUUUUACACGUGUCUUUCAAGUGAAACGAACAAGUUCUUAUACUGAAGAGCGCUGCUCAACUACCAAUUUAACCAGUGACGUAGCUUACAGUGUACACCGAUGGAAAAUUAUUCCCAAUUUGAUCCGUAUUCCUACUCAACUCGCACAUAGUAAUCGAGUUACUUAUCAAGCAAUUCUAGGCUGGUGGAGCGAUUGCUUCGCUGGUGCACGAUUUCUCGGCUAUUGCAGUCAUAUAGCUUCAGUUAUUUUGUUUCUUUCUCAUCAACGAUGGCAAACACAACAGCGUCAUAUGCCAUCGGCCGAACACAAGAACUUAGCUACAGAUUCGAAACAAAUCUAA